Messenger RNA from Alternaria atra, 774 nucleotides. RefSeq lists its product as uncharacterized. The record is from RefSeq and is a predicted model, not a curated record. NCBI's taxonomy places the organism in Eukaryota, Fungi, Ascomycota, Dothideomycetes, Pleosporales, Pleosporaceae. The transcript is spliced from 2 exons. The coding region runs from base 1 to 774 and encodes 257 amino acids.
AUGACCCCCGAUCACCCCAGCAAGCAACGCUACUCCUCACAAACGACUUAUACAAAACUCGCCAAGAACCUGUUACUGCAUCGCGCUGUUGCCUCCGCUUCUACGAGCACGCUACAGGCUGAUGCCAUCAUCGGAUAUCUGUCCACUUCGCAGGCCUUCGAGCUCACACUGCAGACCGCCUUCACGCCCGACGAAGAAAUUGCGCUUGCUGACUUUGCGCUCAACCCCAUUCUCGUCUUCCCUUUUCUAAGUUCCCAAUGGAAGCCCGCUACCGACGAAUCGCACAUGAUUGCCCACUACCAGAGCGCCCGCGAUGGCGCUGCGAUCGUCCGCUACCUCGACGAGUUCUACCGCAUCGCCCACGGCCUGCCCGCGACAGCGCUCGAAUGCGCGCACGUCUCUUUUACCUGCGAUAUCCAGGCGCUCAACAUCUGGCUGCACUGGUGCGAGCUGGGCGCUGCUGGUGCUGCAACAUACUACAUGCAGAGCAUCUUCGACUGCACCUUGCGUAAUGAGAAGCACCUUCUCGAAGCGCGGGCACUGCUGUGGAACCACAUCGAGUGUGCGCUAGACAGCCGGCUGCGCUCGCUGAAAGAUGCAUUUCCUUCUUUCUGCACCGAGUUUCUCAAGCGGAAGUUCAAGACCACCAAGGCCGUCGGCUUCUCCGUGCUUCCAUUCAAUCAGAUUCCAUCGCCCUCGUCGAAUCGCAAUGAGUUCGAACCAAUCAAACGGUCCAACAAGCGGCUGCGGACGGACGAGAAUGUUGAGGGUUGA